Messenger RNA from Biomphalaria glabrata, 3216 nucleotides. Its product is annotated as F-box only protein 39-like. Gene Ontology annotation, molecular function: protein binding. The record is from RefSeq and is a predicted model, not a curated record. The coding region runs from base 147 to 1535 and encodes 462 amino acids. NCBI's taxonomy places the organism in Eukaryota, Metazoa, Mollusca, Gastropoda, Planorbidae. The transcript is spliced from 10 exons.
CUUGUGUACUACGUAACAGUGAAGUUGUUGACUUGUUGCUAACAGAGGACUGCAAGAUUUUUUACCUUUUUACCGCCAACAUCGAAGCCAAACGUAUUCCAUUUUACUCUUGUCAAUCUCCUGCUGAGCUCAAAGAAACACGAAGCAUGGGCGUCUCCAGUACAAAACGCAACAUAGAGGAAGAACCAGAGAACCCGAAAGAAGAGCCACCACAAAAAAAAUCAAAAUUGUCUUCAGGCGCCGAGGGGGAGCCGUGCUGCUCCAAUGAAUCUUUAGACCAGAAAACACCUGACAAGGUUUUGGGCUGGGCAGAUUUGCCCUACGUUGCCUUGCUGCAGAUUUACUCUUUCCUGCCCAAUAAGUACCGGUACAAUAUGGCCCUGACGUGCCAAGCCUGGUCCAAGCCUUUCGCCAGACCGGAGAUCUGGAGGAGCGUCUCAUUUCGCUUUGACAGCCAUGAGGAUUACAGAGCCAAACUCUUCUGCGAAUAUCUAUCGCUCAGUGGGGUGAGGUAUCUGGACAUUAACUGUGCCAACUCAACCAAUAGUCCUAUCAACGAGUUCUGUUCACUGCUACACUUGAACAAAUUUCUGCAGUGCUUUAUAACUUGCGGGAACACAAAGUUAAUCGCCUUGAACCUGACUCACUUGAGUUCCAUGUCGAAUUGGUUCAAAUGGCUGUGGAAUGAGGACCGUAUGGUGGUUUUGUACGAGCUGCUGGCUUGUCAAACGGACUUGAAGUACUUAAACCUGUCAGGAGCCGAGUUAAAACAAGAGCAAGGUUUAGCCUUGCUGGGCGCAGCAGGUCAACGCUGUGGCACGACGAUCCAAUGCCUCAAAAUUGAUCACUUCUUUGCAAAAGAGGUCCAGCGGGAUAAUCAGUUUUCUACUGAUUUUACUGUCACCAUGGAGCAUUUUCCAAAACUAGUUCAUUUGACAGUUAGCAUUCAAUACUUGUCAAACGAACUUCUGAAUUCUCUUGCCAACUUCGGUUCUUUAAAAUGUCUAUGCGUCCAUAGCAACACGACAAGAGAAUUAAUUCAGCCGUCCACUGAAUCUUGGGACCAUCUCAGGCUUUCGUGCCCAAAUCUACAGGUCCAUUAUAUCUUAAAGAACAUUGGAUCCAGAAGUGUAUUUUUGAAUAUACUCACACCUGGCAUUCCGUUGACCAGUCUUGAAUGGGAGUUGGAAAAAUAUUGGGGUCAAAACAGUGGCUUGUAUUGUUGCCGGUACAUUGCUGACAACUACAAGAACACACUCAAACAUUUGGAUUUGACUUUGAAUGAAACAUCGCAAUGGUCGUUGGAAAUGUAUUCAGAGAUCGUAGACAAAUGUACCAAACUCAAAGCGCUGAAUGUGAAGUCCUCUGACAGUACCUCAAAAACAUUCAAGUCUGCUAUGAGAAAAUGUGUGCGUAAAACAGUGAAUGGUCAAGCAAAGAAUGAGAUCGGCCAGUUCACUCUGAACGGGGUCAAUGUUCCACAGGGGCAGUCUUGGAUCAAUAACAUUUUGGAGUGGGUGCUGGGCACAUAUUGAUUAGUUCUUCCUGUAUCAGGAGACCAUUUUUAAAAUUGAAAUGUUUCAUAGCAACGUUACUCCUACCCACUGUGUCUUUCACCUCAACUUGAACCUUAAGAUUUGCAUUGGUUUAGAGACUGCAUGCGGAGGGCAACUUCAGCAUCAUUGAUGGUCUACACAUCUUUCACGUUUGAGAGCUUUGAACCAUUUUUUUGUUUAUCCGCUUCAUCACUUGACCUCAACCUGGUUAAAUACAGGAUAUUGUAAUGUUUUUUUUUUUAACUUCCAUUUUUGUUUCAUUGGUCAGAAUGAUCACGUGCUUUUUCAUUGUUUAUUAUCUUUUAUUCUUUUUGAGGGAUUAAUUCGAUCAUUAUCUCUUUUCGUCCAUGAUUACAAAAAAAAAAAGCAAGUUAUAAAAAUUCGUUUGUCAAAGUUAUAAGAAAUCGUUUAUCAGAGGCGUAGCUAGGAUGGGGGGGGAGGAAGGGGGAGAAUUUGAAAAUCCACCAGGGUCCCCACUUAAGGGGUCUCCCAAAUGAGUGCUUUUUACAUUAAAUAUUAAAUAUUACGCAAAAUGCAGGGGCCCCCAAAGAGUUCAAGUCCUCCAGCCCCCAAAUGAAGGCAAAUUCCUAGCUACGCCCCUGUUGUUUAUAUAUAUAUAUAUUUAAAAAGGACAAACAUAUAAUAAAUAUUUAAUAGAACCGUAGACCCGUUCUUUGUUAUUUUGCAAAGUAUAUAUUUACACACUUAUUUACAAUUUUUAGACAGUGCCUUAUACUCGUCAUUUAGAAGCAUAUAUGUAUAUUUGUAUAUAUUAUAAGUAUGAUAUGAAUUUCUCUUAGAGAAAUUAGAGCCUCAAAGGAAUUGAAAUUGACCCUUAUCAGUGAACGGCUUUAUCAGUGUCAAUAUUAGAAAAACAUAUAGGUCACUGCUGGGUCCUCUUUGCCACUUUAAAAACUUAAUUCACUCGGAAGCUUUACACUUCAAUAUCUUUGUGGUAGAGUUUAACUGAUGGUAAAUACUGCAUUUAUUUACUUGUUUAACUUUUUUUUAAUGCAUACAUUUGUUGUUCAGUGCUCUGUUCAUUUGGUCAAGUAUAUUUGAUGAAUGCUGUAGUUCCAACAUAUAGGAAAGUUUAAAUUAGAGAUAGGUGUAAUAACUAGGGUUAUUGAAACCUGGAGUCCUUAUUAGACCUUAUAGACCCUUUUUCUUGUCUCUGUAUUAAACAAAUAGAACUCCGCGGAUACAUGAAUGCAAUGGGCAAAGAAAUCUCUGGGUACGUUUCUUAAUAAAAUGAUCUUUUCGUGUUCAAGUUAAACUUCACAAUCGCAAUGUCUUUUUUGUUUAGCAUUCUGGGAAGUAGCUUUUAUCUUUUUAUGUUAAGCAGGGGUAUAUCUCCUCAGCCCAAUACAUUCACCACCCUACACCCCUUCAAACAUACUUCGUAGAUCCUAUAUAUGAUCUGGUAGGGCCUAGGAAUAUCUAUGAAUUACAAAGACAAACAAUAUGUAUCAUGUAUCAUGUCCAUCCUAUCUAUUCUUAUCAUAUUAUAUCUUAUCAAUUCAAAAGGUUUAAAUAAUCACUCUCAGGCGACUGUGAUUAAAGUGAGUUUCGUGGCUGUAGUUUAAAUUUGAUUUCGCCCAAUAUAUUCUAAUGUCGUUUGCAUUUCGUUUGCAAUGAAUAAAUUUAUAAAAUGAAAUAA